GUGUGGGGGCUUGGAGAGGGGAUGUGGAUGUGGGGAUGAAGUACGCAAUUAGGUUUUAAGAACUCACUGCACAGUACAAUGAGUUUAUAACUAACGGGGAAUAGACUGAAGAAGGGGUGGCGUCCUAAUAGAUACAAUACCCAGGACUUUUCUGUCACAGGCUAUUCCUCCCUGUCGUUUUCUGGAGACAGCAGCCAGUCAGACAGAAACUUUGAGGUUAAUUGGUGGAAAAUGCCGGAGGAGGAAGAACGAGAGAAAUUAGCCAAAGCCAUCAGACAGUGGAACAACAACAGACUGGACUUGUUUGAAAUUAAUCAACCUGAUGAGAACUUGGACUUUCAUGGUGUGAUGCGCUUCUACUUUGAGAAUCAUGUCGGAGGAAACGUGGCCACAAAGUGCCUGCGUGUUUGCAGCAACUCUUCAACUCGCGAGGUCGUUGAAACGCUUUCAGAGAAGUUCAGGCCUGACAUGAAAAUGCUGACUACUACUUAUUCCCUGUAUGAGAUCCACGCCAGUAAAGAACGUAAACUGGAUCUGGAUGAGAGACCUUUGGUUGUCCAAUUAAACUGGAACGCAGACAACAGAGAAGGACGUUUUGUGCUCAAGAAAGACAAGAAGAGUUUGGAGGAAAACUGUCAUGAGAAGGAAAAAGGAGGCGUGAUCCAAAGCUUCAAAAGGACGCUGUCAAGAAAAGAGAAAAAGAACAAAACUAAAGCAACUGACAAGGUUUCAGAGGAUGAGAAGGGGUCAACUGAAAAGCUACUGAACAACAACAGCAUUUGUGUGUCUAACCAUGAGACAAAAAAGAGCCACCCACAGAGGCAGGCUGCCCCGGGAGGAAAGCACACAGAAAAUCUGGAUUUUUCUGAUCAACAUGUAUUACCAAUUGGAAUUCAAUUCUGUGAUAACUCCGAGGAAGCCUUCCUAUCUGCAGUCAUAAAUUACACCAACAGCUCCACAGUUCAUUUCAAGCUCUCCCCCGCAUACAUCCUCUAUGCCGUGGGACGCUUUGCUCUGCGACGCCAACACAAGCGAGGCUCUCCACCCUCGGGGAAGACACAAAGUGUAACUUCGAUCGCAAACAAAAUGGUGGCCAUGACAGGGAAGGUCAUCCAGAUGCAGCAGGCCAUCGCCGGUGCUCUCGCCUUCUGGAUGGCCAACUCCUCUGAGCUGCUGAACUUCCUCAAGCAUGACAAGGACCUCAGCUCGCUCACACAGCAAAGUCAGCUGGAUCUGUCCCACCUGGUGCACAAAGCUUACAGUUGUCUGCUACAGUGUCUACAGAAUGAGUUAAGGAAGCACUUGCCAACUUUUUUGAUUGAUCCUGAGCAACACGGUGCACUGCCAGCUGGUAUAGAGAUGGUGCUGAACACCUUGAUGAACGCCAUGUCUCUUUUACGCCGCUGCCGGGUCAACCCUGCCCUAACCAUCCAGCUCUUUUCCCAACUCUUCCACUUCAUCAGCAUCUGGCUCUUCAAUCAUCUGAUGAGCCCAGGGGCCAACUCUCCAGGCCUGCGCUCCCACUACUGGGGCGCUGCUCUCCGCCAGAGGCUCACGGCCAUCGAAGCUUGGGCGGAGAGGCAGGGCCUGGAGCUGGCUGCUGACUGCCACCUCGGACACAUCAUCCAGGCAACCACGCUCCUGACCAUGAGCAAGUAUUCAAUGAAAGACGUGAAGGCCAUCCAGAAUACCUGUUUCAAGUUGAACUCACUGCAGCUGCAGACGUUGCUAUCCGGCUACCUCUAUGCAAACAAUGAGCCUCACAUCCCUACUGAUUUGAUCGAUGCUGUAGUGGCGGCGGCGGAGGCCUCGGCAGAUAACCUGACUCGGAGCGAAGGACGGGACAUCCAGCUGGAGGAGAGUCUCGACCUACACCUGCCCUUCCUGCUGCCGGAGGGAGGAUACUCCUGUGACACCGUGAGAGGAAUCCCUCCAGGGUUUAGGGAGUUUUUUGAGCCAAUUUGCCGGAAAGGUCUCUGCUCUUUAACAUCCCAGCCGAACUCUAAAGGUGACUGGACCGUGCACUUCAGUGAACCAACUUCCUCUGCAGAAAGCACAUACUUGGAAGCACACAGAGAGCCAGAGAUGGUGACGAUCACACUGAACAAACCUCUGAACAGUGGGAUGGGGGUCAGCAUUGUGGCUGCUAAGGGAGCAGGGCGAGGAAACCUUGGGAUUUAUAUCAAAUCUAUUGUCAAGGGAGGACCGGCUGAAAUGAAUGGCAGGUUGACAGCUGGGGAUCAGCUGCUGAGUGUAGACGGUCAAAGUCUGGUCGGCCUCAGCCAGGAAAGGGCAGCAGCUAUUAUGAUGCAAACCGGCCCCGUUGUGACCUUACAGGUUGCAAAGUUUGGAGCGAGCUACCACGGCCUGGGGGCUCUGCUGAGUGAACCGACCCCAGAAAGGACUACAGGCGAUAAGCCCAACGGUAAAGCGCUCAUGCUGUACAGCGUUGUGGAUCCUGGUCCCUCAGAGCAGCUCCACGGAGGCAGCAGAAGGACUAAAGAGCAGAUGAUGCAGAGAAACAGACAACUCUUUCGCUCCAACCCCAACAUGACCUAUUUCUCCCCCGAGGAUGGAGAUGAACCUGUAGACCCGGUCGUGAGAGGGAACAACAUAGCUGCUGUCUCCAGCGUCAACCUCUGUGCUGAUACAUUUCACAGGGAAUACUUGACACUUCCGACCCCUAAAUCCCAGGACAAGAACGCAUCUGAACGCAGUCGACCACAGCAGACAUUCAAAGUGUCUGUGAGGCCUUUAGAUGGACACAACUCCAGUAAGAGGACCUUCAUGCGCCAGGCUCUGUCUCAGGAGAACCUGUGUGUGGACGGUGGAGGCCUCCUGCUGGACAAAAGGCAGAACUUGUGGGAGCAGAAGGAGCAGCGUGCCAAGCAAACCAUGAGCCACUAUUCAUCCUUCCCAAUUCGCUCGAGUGUUUCUACUCAUGACAUCCUCCUCUCAGAUCAUUGUUCUCCUACAAAACAACAGCAGGGCAGCCGUACAAGCGGCGCCGGUGUCUGGAGAACUCCUUUCUCACAACAUCCAACACCGACGCCUUCCAACCAGCCGAUACGCAUCGACAUCCCUGUAACCAGAGCAGUGAACACAAACCCUCCACUCUCCACCUUCCAGAGCUCAUCUCUGCUGGCAGUGAGGAUGAGCCAAACCCUUAAAGUGAAUGGACAUAAAAACAGAGCUGAUCAUAUUUAUGCAUGUCCCAUUACUGCCACCAAGAAGCUACCUCAGCCCUCACUCCUCUCCACCACACGCAGGGAUCAAGCUGCAAAACCCCAAGUGAGCAUCACUCCAACAAAACACGUCUCCUUCCAAGAGCCUCCCACUCAGCAGAAGCAGAGUCCCACAAAGCCGACAGACCCUCAGGAGCGGUGUGACCCGUGGAGGAGGGAGGCCCAGGAGAAGCUGGAGGAGCAGCAGAGGCUCCGUGCGGUGGAGCUCCUGCAGCAGGAGGUGCAGGAGCUCCAGGGCAAAGCGAGGCGCACGGCGGAGGAGAACGACCGGCUGCGACGGAUCAGCCUGGAGUGGCAGUUUCAGAAGAGGCUGCACGAGAUUCAGCAGAGAGGAGAGGAUGAAGAGGAGGAUGAUGAGGAAGAUUUGGACAUGAUGGUGACGAUACAGCAGCUGGAGGAAAGAACACAGAACAAGAGGAGCUCCUCUGGGAACGUCAACACUGAACUGAAAGAGUUGGAAAAGCAGGCAGAGACAAAGGCAAAGACAGAUCAAAGAGCGACUGGAUGGAGUCAAGACUUGAACAACAUGGCAUCAAAAGAGUGAGUUUGAGCUUUU
Messenger RNA from Sebastes umbrosus (honeycomb rockfish), 3801 nucleotides. RefSeq names its product afadin. The record is from RefSeq and is a predicted model, not a curated record. Gene Ontology annotation, molecular function: cell adhesion molecule binding. The transcript has 24 exons. Gene Ontology annotation, cellular component: adherens junction. Gene Ontology annotation, biological process: signal transduction; regulation of protein localization. Lineage: Eukaryota; Metazoa; Chordata; Actinopteri; Perciformes; Sebastidae. Bases 232 to 3789 code for a protein of 1185 amino acids.